GAAAAAUAUUUUGGUUCUGCAACGGUUCAAGCUUUACUCUAAUCCGAGCCGUUCCUCUGCCGCAAUAUGUCUGAUACAGCACAACAAGAGUUUAAAGUCCCAGACGUACCAAAAUCUCAAGAAGAAAAAUCAGAUGGCAGCUCUCUAAAGGAUGCCAGAACUGUGGAACAAGAACAAGAGGCAAAACUCAGGUCCAAUCCUAAAUAUGCCAACCUACCUAAGCCAAAGGGUCCCUCAUCUUUUCUACAGAAGAGGUUACAGAAAGGAAAGCAGUAUUUUGAUUCUGGAGACUACAAUAUGGCCAAGUCAAAGGUCUCUCAACUAAAGAAGCCAAUUCCAGCCCAGGAAAAAGUGCUGAUAGCACAAGAAUCAACAGGGGAUAUAAUCCCCACCCCCCAGGACUUGCAACGUAGAUCCUCCCAACACAAAAGCAAUCUAGUCGAGGAAGUCUCAUGAUCUCAAAUUGUUGUAAAUAGUAAUAAGCAAGCCAAGAAAGGACAAAGAUAUGUACAUAAUAUUGAAAAUUGAAGUAAAAUGAUAUGUUCGCUGAUCAAAUUAUGCAGGAACAUAUUCUUUGUUGAUGACGUCAAGCCCUGUGACUUCUUGACCAUGUUUAUUAAAGAUUUACUUUUCUGUGAAUUGCAGAAAUAAGGAUGGUGUGUGUAUUCUAGAUAAGUGUUUAUAUGACUGAGAUCUAAGCACACACACAAUUGCAAAAUAUUGCACCUAUUAACAAUGAAUUAUUCAGUUAUAGAUAGGAAUGUUGCACAGCAUUAAAACUAAAUGUACAUGUAUCAGUGUAUUGGGAAGCCAACCAUUACGCAAUGAGUUAACCAGUGUAACCAUCACCUUGCUAAAAUCUUAACUCUUAAUAUUUUGAGUAUUUAUUUGAGAAAGUUUAAAAGUAAACAUACUCCGGAUAAUUCAUGUUUGUAUAUGUGGCUUGGAACAUCAGCGUUUUAAGUCCUUUAUCAUAUUUUUGGGGAAAAAGUAUCAUUGCACUUUUGACAGUAACAUCUGUUGAUUCUAACAAAAUGAGAAAAACAAUUGAAAGAAGUCUGUUGUUCAAAAACUUGUUAAGGUAUGAGAGUAAACAUAAGCACACUUGAAGGUGUAUUAUUCCAAAUCAUAAUUUAAUCAGCUGGUCUUUUAAAUGUUUUAAAUGUCGGGCACUUCUACAUGUAAUCGUUGGUAUCAUAACAUUAGUAAUUCACACACCAUUAUGGAUAAUCAUGAAAUAUGACAUAAUCUUCCAAUUAUGACUCUACAUGUAUGAUAUAACUACUUAGAU
This is a messenger RNA of Owenia fusiformis, 1291 nucleotides long. The record is from the annotation of a GenBank genome assembly. Lineage: Eukaryota; Metazoa; Annelida; Polychaeta; Sabellida; Oweniidae.